Messenger RNA from Leptopilina boulardi, 2088 nucleotides. RefSeq lists its product as uncharacterized. The record is from RefSeq and is a predicted model, not a curated record. NCBI's taxonomy places the organism in Eukaryota, Metazoa, Arthropoda, Insecta, Hymenoptera, Figitidae. The transcript is spliced from 12 exons. The coding region runs from base 152 to 2080 and encodes 642 amino acids.
UUAAUUAUGUGUUGCUAUAUAUAAAACUGCGUUAAUGAACGUUAAUAAAAAUAAAUACUUGACUAGUUAUGAACUCAUAUUAUGUACUUCAAAACGAAGUUGCAAUUCAAUUUUGAAAGUGAAGUUUACAAGUGAAUGUUGUUAAAACAAUAUGCCAGGCGGUGUUGUUUUUUUAGUUUGCAUUCCCACAUUAAGUUACGAGCAUGAACUUGUAUUUGGAUUUCCGAUAAAAAAAGACAAAAAGCCAAUAAAACCAAAUAAAAUGGAUUUACGGCUUAAAGAUACAAAAUCGACAAAAAAUUUAAUACCUUUAGGUGCUGAAGACACCGAUGAUUAUAAUGAGGCAGAAGACGUUGAUGAUCAAAUUGGCAAUACUCUCGUCACUUUUCCUGGACGAAAAAUUCCCACAAGGGAUCGUAAUUUUUCAACACCUAGAAUGCGUCCAAAGGAUCCUGUUUUUGUUUCAAUGGAAACGGUCUUAGCUGAACUACUGAAAAAACUGAGAGUAGAACACGUUGUGUGGUGCAAAGAUAGAGGAAAUAUGUAUUACGAGGUAAUUUUUCCAGUUCCUGCCGGUGAUCCUUGUGAGAAUUGUCUUCAUUGUUUAACUGAAAUGGGAAUAGGAGUUAAAAUGAAUUCUAUCGUAAGUGUGAUACCAACUCAAUGUACUUACAGUGGAGUAGGACAUGUGGAAGCGGCUGCAAUCAAAUUAGAAGAAGAACGUAGAAGAAAAACUGAACAACGAAGAAAUGACUGGGAGAAUUUUGUGUCCUCAAUCCGUUCAAAAUUAACUGUUAAACAAGUUGUCGAUGGUGUACAAAGCGGUGGCGAUUUAACAUUUGAUUAUAUUUUAUUAGUGCUAACUGCUGAUUGCCUUGCUGCUCUUGGAUUAGUUGAAAACAGUGCAACAAAUGUCGUUGCAGCGAUGUUAGUUUCUCCUCUAAUGGGUCCAGUGAUGUCGCUGACAUUUGGUACUGUUAUAGCUGAUAGAAAUUUGCAAUUCAUUGGAUUCAAGAGUUUGAUGCUCGGAAUUUUUCUAUCUAUUCUAUUUGGUUUUAUCUUUGGUCUCGUUCUUGGUACAACCGAAAUGCCUUGGGGUUAUAAUGAUUGGCCAACAGAUGAAAUGAAGGGCAGAGGAAAUUAUAGAUCAUUGUGGAUGGGCGUUCUUUGGGCUUUACCAUCUGGUACGGGUGUUGCUGUGGCUCUUCUUCAAGGCAGUAAUGGUCCAUUAAUUGGAGUUGCAAUUUCUGCAUCUUUAUUGCCACCUGUUGUCAAUUGUGGAUUAUUUUGGGCCCUUGGAUGCAUUUGGCUUAUUUAUCGUCCAAUUAAAAUGCCUCACAUUAAAGGUGAAUCCUAUACAGAUUUCAACAGUUCUUAUCAAUAUGUCUACACUGAUUAUCUACCUGUUGAAUUUUUCUGCAAUGGUAUCAUCAGUGCAUGUUUAACGUUUGUAAAUGUCGUUUGUAUUUUUAUCACUGCAAUUAUUGUUCUUAAGAUCAAAGAAGUUGCAGCUCCUUACACAUCAACACCAGAACUUCGACGAUUUUGGGAACAUGAUAUUCGUUUAGUUCGCGAUAAAAACAUAUCGCGAGAUAACAGUUCGCUCGAUUCUAGCUUUUAUGAUGGAUUAAGUAAAAUGAAGAAACAAGCUUUGGAACGUACCCUCAACGAAGCAGUUCUUGAAGCAAUUGAUGAUGACACCUUUCGCAAAGUUCAACGAGCCAGUUAUGGGCAACAUGGAGCUGAAGACAUAUCUCCGAGAAUUGGAUUACGUAACGCUUUAGGGGAAGCCGAUGUCAAAGGCAAAGUAGCAGAGAAAAAUAUCGAUACUUCUCAUCCAACUGAAGGUUUACCAAAUCAAUUGCAAGCCAAUACCACUGAAGAUCUUGCAGCUCUUGACAGACUCAUAACAUACUUACUUGGUCAACCAUCCACCACAAAUAAUUCCAAUAAUUCGGGAAAUUCAAAUUUAGACAAUUGGCAACGUUCUUUUCGCGCUAGUGCAAGGGGUUAUCGGCCAUUGAGAUCAAAUGAAAAUCCCGGCGAAUCUUCAAACGGAAUUAACACUACACCAUUGUAAAGAUAAAU